Molecule: messenger RNA, 549 nt
Organism: Microthlaspi erraticum
Lineage: Eukaryota; Viridiplantae; Streptophyta; Magnoliopsida; Brassicales; Brassicaceae
Source: the annotation of a GenBank genome assembly
AUGGGAACUUCCUCAACCAGGAUGUGGAUGAUGGCUGGCAGCUUGUGGAGAACAUGCAACUCCAAUGGAAGCUAUGGAGAAGAGUAUGAUCGCACCAAUCGGAGCUCGACCCACCACUCGAUCGAGUCAGAUGAGAAAUUGAGAAAAGAUGUUAAGGCAUUGAAUGAGAAGUUGGAUAAGCUGAUCUUAGCUCAGUCCACAAUGAAGAAAGUCAACUUUGUGUCUGCUGAAGAGAUGGAACCAGUCCAAGAAGGGGAGGAUACACAAUUUGCUGAAGUGUGUUACAUGAGCAAUGGGCAAGGAGGUUACAACAAAGGAUACUAUAAUUACAAGUCCAACCCUGCCAUGUCAUACCGCAACACUGAUGUUGCUAACCCUCAGGACCAGGUCUAUCCUCAACACAAGCUCGAUCGAGUCAAGCCCACAACAUGGGUAUGGUCAAAAGAACAAUUACCAAGGACCCCAAGGGACUUUUCCUGGUCAACAAAUGAACAUACCACCUGGCUUUCCCCACCAACCACCCCAGCCUGCACCUACGCAAGAGAAUGA